Molecule: messenger RNA, 1656 nt
Organism: Fusarium falciforme
Lineage: Eukaryota; Fungi; Ascomycota; Sordariomycetes; Hypocreales; Nectriaceae
Product: AA-permease domain-containing protein
Exons: 1
Coding region: 1-1656 (551 amino acids)
Biological process (GO): amino acid transmembrane transport
Cellular component (GO): membrane
Molecular function (GO): amino acid transmembrane transporter activity
Source: RefSeq, a predicted model, not a curated record
AUGAAACAAGAAAUCCUCCCAGAUCCUGACUUUGGAGCAUCUAAAGCCAGAGCCGAUGAUUCCGCAAAGCUCGAACCCCAAAUCGGGGAAUCCCAGAGCCUACACAAUGGCACCACGUCCCCCGACACGAACGAAGAAACACAUCGAGGCUUCAAGCCCCGACAUUCUCAGAUGAUUGCAAUUGGGGGUGCCAUUGGUACUUCUCUGUUCCUGGGAACUGCACAAGUCCUCCGUGUGGGCGGUCCUCUCUUCCUGCUCAUCUCUUACGGCGUCUUGUCUGUGCUGGUGUACUGCAUUGUCACCGGCAUCGCGGAGGUUGCGACAUACCUCCCUGUGCCUGGCGGUACCAUGGCCUACUACGGCCACAAGUACGUCUCCCGCAGUAUGGGGUUCGCCAUGGGUUAUCUAUACUGGUACUCCCUAGGCAUCUUGAUCCCAUACGAGUUUGUCGCUUCGACCCUUCUCAUCGACUUCUGGGGCCCUGCUGUCAGUCCUGCUGUUUGGAUCACCGUCAUUUACGCCGUCAUCGUGCUUCUCAAUUUCUUUCCCGUAAGGGUGUUUGGAGAGUGCGAGUUUUGGAGCGCUGGGAUGAAGAUCAUACUUAUCCUUGGCUUGAUCUUCCUCUCCAUCGUUGUAUUCUUUGGAGGAGGGCCGAACCACGACCCCCUGUACUUUCGAUACUGGAAGAAUCCUGGACCUGUUAAUACCCAUAUUGUGAAGGGAGAUGCAGGACGCCUUGUUGCUCUUCUUCAGUCCUUUGUACUCGCUUCGUUCGCCUUCGUUCUGGCUCCCGAGCAACUCAUCGUUACAGCGGGCGAGAUGCAGUCACCACGUUACAACUUGCCUCGUGCAGCUCGACGCUACGUCUGGCGUCUAAUUAUUCUCUUCAUGCCUAGUGUCUUGGGAAUCGGUGUUGUUUGCAUGUCCAACGACCCCGCGCUCUCUUCGUCUGGAACAGCAAGCUCUCCAUUUGUCAUCGCCAUCCGCAACGCCGGAAUCCCUGUCCUUGACAGUAUCGUCAAUGCCAUGAUUCUUCUUUCGGCCAUCACUGCCGGAAAUGCGUUUCUCUAUUCUGCGUCCCGGAAUCUCUACUCCCUAGCCAAAGCUGGCAACGCCCCUGCAAUCUUCAGAAAAUGCAACAGUUACGGCCUUCCCUACUUUUCGGUUGCCGUCACAGCCUGCCUUGGUGGUCUAGCCUACCUGUCUCUUUCCAGUAGCAGUCUUACUGUCUUCAACUGGUUGAUCAACAUCACAAACACGUCCGGUUACGUCAGCUGGAUCUGUUGUGGUAUCAUCUACGUUAGGUAUCGCAAGGCGAUCGUCCAUCACAAACUGGAGUCACCGUACCGUUCCCGGUUGCAGCCAUGGGGUAUGUACUUUGGCUCUGCAGGCUCUGUCAUCUUGCUGUUGAUCAAUGGUUUUACCGUAUUUUUCCCUUCCGAGUGGUCUGUGGCAACAUUCCUUACUGCGUAUAUCGGUAUCCCGGCCUUUUUGCUCAUCUAUUUCGGUCACCGCCUCUACUACCGGAACGAUGAAUGGGUCAGAAAGCCGGAAGACAUUGAUAUGUAUGAAGGAAUGGAUGAGGUGCUCGCUGCAGAGAGGCCACCACCCGUCAGAGGCCAGAUCAGCAAGAGACUGUGGGCGUUGAUCGAGUAG